Molecule: messenger RNA, 2051 nt
Organism: Mustela erminea (ermine)
Lineage: Eukaryota; Metazoa; Chordata; Mammalia; Carnivora; Mustelidae
Gene: NUDT6
Product: nudix hydrolase 6
Exons: 3
Coding region: 1299-1766 (155 amino acids)
Molecular function (GO): NAD binding; NADH pyrophosphatase activity; ADP-ribose diphosphatase activity
Source: RefSeq, a predicted model, not a curated record
CUAUAAAAUUGUGCUCUGUGGAGUCAUGCCAUAUAGCACGGUGCCACUCCAGGAAAAAUAAGUACAUACCAAACAUAUGAAAGAGAGAACUGAACACAAUGUUCUAAAAACAUAAAGGAUAAAAGGAAAAUAAUUUCAGGCAUCAUCGGUAUAAAUAGUUGACAGGGAUGAAGUAGUUGAAAAAGAAGAAGAGCAACCACACCUGUUGUCUGUCAUAGGCCAAAGAGGUUGGAGGAGUUGAGACAUGAUAAUAGUUGAAUCAUUAUAAUCUAUAUUCUUCACAUGUCUAGAUCUGAAUCAGUUAACCAUUCUUUGAAGUAAACUAUUUGGAAGUGAAGACUUCUCUGAUACCACUUUAGGAAUGGAAGAUAGGGGCACCUGGGUGGCUCAGUUAGGCGUCUAACUUUUGAUCUUUGAUCAUGGGAUUAGAUUUUAGGUCAUGGGAUUGAGCCCGGCUUUGGGCUCCACAAUGGGCAUGGAGCCUGCUUAAGAUUCUCUCUGUCUCCCCCACUGACCUUCCCCCCAAGUCACGCACACAAGUGUGUGCAUGCAUGCACGCUCUCUCUCUCUCUUAAAAAAAAAAAAAAGGAAUGCAAGAUAAACACCCAGAGAGCUUUUUGUCUGGUGCAGUUCAUGGAUUGUGAAUAUGUAUGUGUCCUUUUUAGAAAAGCUUGAGCUUAAUUGUUUUAGAAUAUGUUAAACUUCAGUUGUGCCCCAAAUUCUACGUGUAGUAAUGAAAGUUAACAUUUUAUAGAAUGUGGGGGAACAUGAGUUCUCUUAUUCUCUGUACGUAGGUUACCUUUUGGACCGAAGUUAAAUUAUUAAUUAUGUAAACAUACUCCAUUUUGGUACAAGAUAUAUCAUUUAGAGAAGAAAUUGGCUCUAUAUGUGGAGACCUAGACUCUGAUCCUUUAUUCUACUUUUUUUACUUUGUAUGUUUGUGUUUGACAUUUGAAAGCCGAAUUAUGAUCAGCAUCUGCCAACUUGACCAGCCAAGGGAUAUUCAAUGGCAGCUUAGCCAUUCUGACCUUGUUUCCCUGAUAAAGUAAUUUCUUCCCUUCCUCUUCAACAAUUUUGAUCUCUUGUUCUUAUUUAAAAGCCAGACUAAUAAGAUUACUCCACUCUAAGCAGUUUUUCAGAGUUGGCUGAGCUAUCAAAUAGAAUCUGUGUAGUUACUUGUUUUUUUAAAAUACAGAAAUUCAUAAACAAACCUAGGUCUAAUUAUUUAAAAAUUGGUUGCAAUAUAGCUGCUUCCCUGGCAGCUAUAGCUGAACUGUCUUACCCCAAACCUAUACAACAUGAUGUUUUUGGAGUUGAAAAAUAUGUGGAAGUUUCCAGGAGGCCUGUCAGAGCCCGGAGAAGAUAUUGGAGACACAGCAGUUCGAGAAGUUUUUGAAGAGACUGGUAUAAGAUCAGAAUUCAGGUCCCUCCUGAGCAUUCGGCAACAGCAUACCAAUCCUGGAGCUUUUGGGAAGUCAGAUAUGUAUAUCAUCUGUCGCUUAAAGCCACAUUCAUUCACCAUAGAUUUUUGCCAGCAUGAAUGCUUAAGGUGUGAAUGGAUGGAUCUCAGUGACCUGGCCAAGACUGAAAAUACAACUCCCAUCACCAGCAGAGUUGCUAGGCUGCUGCUCUAUGGGUACAGAGAAGGGUUUGACAAGAUUGAUUUCACCAUGGAAGAACUUCCGGCAGUUUACACAGGCUUGUUCUAUAAACUCUAUCACAAGGAACUGCCAGCCAAUUACAGAACUAUGACAGGAAUGGAUUAAAUCCAUAGUUACAUGUUUUAAAAAAUUUUAAGUAAAUUGCACAUGCAGAAUAAUGUGUGCCGUACUAUAAAAAGUAGUGGACAUUUGGGGUUAACUAAAUAUCUGACUUUAAUAUUCUAAUGUUUAUAAUUUUCAUAAGAAAACUUGUUUGAUGAAAACAUGCAAAUUUUAAAAGCCUCUUUCCAAAGGAAGCAAAUGUAUGAAAAAGAUUGUAGCACUAAGUAAGCUUCACUGGGUAAAGGAAAAUGCAAUACAAAAGGUGGAAGUCUAUACAUUUUCCGGGAA